Molecule: messenger RNA, 3178 nt
Organism: Achroia grisella
Lineage: Eukaryota; Metazoa; Arthropoda; Insecta; Lepidoptera; Pyralidae
Gene: bor
Product: ATPase family AAA domain-containing protein 3A homolog
Exons: 10
Coding region: 103-1998 (631 amino acids)
Biological process (GO): mitochondrion organization
Cellular component (GO): mitochondrion
Molecular function (GO): ATP binding; ATP hydrolysis activity; zinc ion binding
Source: RefSeq, a predicted model, not a curated record
UCUAACGCGGUGUAUUUAAUUCUUACUUUAUUCUCUUUUGUUACUAUUUUAUAUAUCACCUUUCCUAUUUUCAUUUAAUUAAAUAAAGUUAACCUUAACAAAAUGUCUUGGUUAUUUGGGUACAGUACGAAACCUCCACAACCUCCUACAGAUGAUCCACCUGCAGAAAACGGGGGUGCAGCAGCACCUGCGGUUAACCUUUCUAAGUCAGAAAAGAAAGCUAUGGAAGCUUAUCGGUUUGAUUCUAGUGCCUUAGAGAGAGCAGCCCAAGCCGCGAGGGAGCUGGAAAGAUCAAAACAUGCAAAGGAAGCAUUGGAACUUAGUAAACUGCAGGAGACAACUAAGCAACAAGAGCAAUUGGCAAAAAUUAAAGGUUAUGAAGCAGAAAUUGAACAUGCUAAAGUUGAUCAAAAAAAGAUUGACUAUGAAGAGAGGCGCAAAACAUUGCAGGAAGAAACCAAACAACAUCAGAUGAGGGCUCAGUAUCAAGACCAACUUGCAAAAAAGCGGUAUGAGGAGCAAAUAAUACAGCAACAGAAAAGUCAAGAUGAGAUAUUGAGAAAGCAAGAAGAAAGUGUCGCAAAACAAGAAGCUCUACGUCGUGCAACUAUUGAACAUGAAAUGGAGCUCCGGGAAAAGAACAAAAUGAAAACCAUUGAGGCUGAAGCCAGAGCUAAAGCAAAAGCCGAACGUGAAAAUCGUGAUAUUACACUUGAACAAAUCAGAUUGAAGGCAGCUGAAAAUAGGACUACUAUUUUAGAAAGUAUCAAGACUGCAGGGACUGUUAUUGGCACAGGAUUAAAUGCACUUGUAACUGAUUGGGAUAAAACUUUAGCUGCUGCUGGUGGGUUAUCUCUCUUAGCACUUGGUGUGUAUACAGCUAAAGGAGCAACGUCAGUAACAGCAAGAUUCAUUGAAGCUCGGAUUGGGAAGCCUACAUUAGUGAAUGAAACCUCAAGAUUCUCCUUACUGGAGGCAGUGAAACACCCUAUACUCACAAUAUCUAAAGCAAUAACCAGUUUUAGAAAGCCAACAGACGCAUUGGGUGGUGUGGUCCUUGCGCCUACACUGGAGAGACGACUUCGGGAUAUUGCUAUAGCAACCAAAAACACUAGAGUGAACAAAGGGUUUUAUCGUAACCUACUUAUGUAUGGUCCACCUGGUACUGGAAAAACAUUGUUUUCUAAAAAACUUGCAACACAUUCAGGCAUGGAUUAUGCAAUUCUAACUGGCGGUGAUGUUGCACCUAUGGGCAAAGAUGCAGUUGCUGCUAUUCAUAAGGUAUUUGAUUGGGCUAAUACAAGUAGUAAAGGUGUGCUGCUAUUUAUUGAUGAAGCUGAUGCAUUUUUACGUAAACGUUCGUCUGAAAGAAUAAGUGAAGAUUUAAGAUCAGCAUUGAAUGCUUUUCUAUAUCGUACAUCUGACCAGAGUAAUAGAAUCAUGUUGGUAUUAGCUUCUAACACUCCUCAGCAAUUUGACUCCGCCAUCAAUGACCGACUUGAUAAGAUGAUUGAAUUCGGACUUCCUGGACAAGAAGAACGAGAGCGUCUGAUUCGUCUUUAUUUUGAUAAAUUUGUUUUACAACCAGCUUCAGAGGGAAAGAGACGUUUGAGUGUGGACCAAUUUGAUUAUGGUGCUCUAUGUUCAAAUUUGGCAUCACGUACAGCCGGUAUGUCGGGCCGCGCACUGUCUAAGCUCGGUGUAGCGUGGCAAGCAGCUGCUUAUGCUUCUGAUGAAGGACGACUCACUGAACAGAUGUGUAUUGACAUUUGCGAUGACGCAGUCAGGGAUCACAGACAGAAGAUGGAAUGGUUAUCUGCAGAAGAAAAAACUCGCAGUAUGAUGCCUUAUCUCUUAGAUUUGCCUCCCUUGGACAAUUCUAAUGAGGCACAGUCUACACCAAAAUUAACUGAACCUCCAGUCAAAGCAGAAUCCUCUUCCAGAAACAAAUCCUUAACCAAGAAGACUGCUGGGAAAUCAAUUGACACUGAGAAGUGACAAAGUAUUUCUAAUUCAAAUAAACCAGAGAGUUCAUUACAAAUAAGCACAAGUUCCACUAUUGAACAGAAAAAGUAUUGCGAUACAAACAGUACUGUACUCCACUACUUAUUUGAUUUUAAAAUAUCAAAAUUAAACAAAUACAUUAUACUGAGUGAAAAUGAUGUGAAAACAUUGCAAACAAUAUCUAAAAGAUUGAGUAAGAAAGUUUGAAUAAGGCUUAACUAAUUAUAAAUGUGUAUUUAUUGUAGACACCUCGUGUGGCUUUAUAGCUGAACUGAUAUUUCAACAAAUGUAUAGUGAAUUUGUUUAAAAAAAUUAUGUUAUUGUUUGUCAUGUGAUUUUGAACAACACUGUCUGACUGGUAUUUGCAUUCCUAGUGUAUACAAGUAAAUAUCAACACAGUAACAAAAUACAAUAUAUUGCCUUGCAAACUUUAAUGUACCGCAUUUUUUUCGUCUAAAUAAUAUAGAUUUAGACCACAGUUGGUAAAAGGACAUCCUUUUGUACACAUGUAUUAGACAUAAAUUAUUAGAAAGUAAUAUUUUAUAUAGGAAAACUAAUACACGAGCGCUGUGUUUAUUGUAUAGAUUUUGUGUAUUGAAAGUUAUUGUAAAUAAAAUAUAUAUUCCGAUCAGAUUUCUAACAACCAAUCAAUGUGUGUCCAAAAAGGGGAUGUAAAUCUCGAAUUAUAUUAUAUAAAAUGAAAUUCAAUAUAUGAUUCGUCUGUUGUUAGACUCUAGAUCAUUGUAGUAUUCACGACACUAGUAACAUCACUGUAAUAACAGGAAGCAUGCAGCAGACAUACUAGACAGGGAAUUUUAACCCUUCACCUAAUGUUACAGAAAUGCACAAGAUAAUCCGAUACUGUGAUGCACAAGAUAAUGAUUUGCUAUCAAACGUGUCAUAAGGUUACUUGUAAAAAAGUAUUUGUUGUUUGUGGUAAAAUUAAUUGGGUUAGAAUGUUGAUCUUUUCAAUUAUAGACAUGUUUUAAUUUGUUUGAUUCGAACACAUACUAUAAAAUCAAACUACUUAAAACAUGUUUUUAUUUAUUUCGUGAAUAAAUAUAACCAAAUAAAUAACAAAGUUUAUUCACGAAAUACCUAUAUUAAAAUAUAUAUAUGUGGGUGAAAAUGAUAGGUUAGUCUAGUUGAUGUUUGGAUUGUUGCCGGUUGUGAG